This is a messenger RNA of Leptopilina boulardi, 1526 nucleotides long. Its product is annotated as odorant receptor 94a-like. NCBI's taxonomy places the organism in Eukaryota, Metazoa, Arthropoda, Insecta, Hymenoptera, Figitidae. Gene Ontology annotation, molecular function: olfactory receptor activity; odorant binding. The coding region runs from base 191 to 1357 and encodes 388 amino acids. The record is from RefSeq and is a predicted model, not a curated record. Gene Ontology annotation, cellular component: plasma membrane. The transcript is spliced from 5 exons. Gene Ontology annotation, biological process: sensory perception of smell; detection of chemical stimulus involved in sensory perception of smell.
UUAACUUGGAAAUAAUUUUAAUGGAAAAUAUUAAUUCUUUAUUUCUAUUUGAUUUUAUUAAUUAAAAUAUAGAUCGUAAUAGAUAUUUGAAAAUUUUAUUGUUUAGUUAAUUUUAUCCAAUAUUGAAAUAAUAAGACUAUAUUUAAAAAAAAGAGAAAACAUUUUAGAGGGAAAAUUUUAUACAAAUGAAAUGCAUAAUUUUAAAAUCAGUAACGUAGCUGAAUUUUCUUUUAAGACAAUGUCAUAUUUCGGUGUUUGGAGGCCAACAUUUUUAACAUCACUUUGGGCAAUUCGACUUUACACUCUUUACAGUAUUAGCAUAUUCUUAAAUAAGAUUUUUUUUGUCAUAAGUUUGUUAAUUUAUCUUUAUCAAAAUAAACACAAGCCAGCAAUUCUUGCAGAAAAUUUAUAUUUGUUCACAACACUGUUUCUAUUAACUUUUAAACUAGCUUAUUUCAAUGUUCACCGACAAGAUGUCUAUAAUUUAUUAAACUUGUUUUUGCAAAAACAUUGUCUUCCUUGUGAUAGUGAAGAAAUUCGUAUUUAUAAAAAGUUUCAGUAUAAAGAAAGACUCAUUACACGUAUCUUCGUGGGGUCUACUUUCUUUGCAGUUACAAUGUAUUUAUUUUGGCCACUAACAAAUGGAAAAGAUGUUUCCUUACCAUUCAAGAGAUGGCUUCCAUAUUCCAUUAAUUCGAAGAAAAUAUUUUGGAUGUCCUUUGCAAUUGACUCCUUAUCAUGUUAUAUUAAUUUGUUUACAUACUCAUCAAUGGAAUCGAUAACAGCAAUUUUUAUGCAGCAAAUUUGCACUCAAAUUGAUCUUUUCAUAAAACGCCUGUCACAAAUUACAAAUAUAAGAAACAAUAUAAGUGAAAACAAAAACAUUUAUCAACAAGAAUGUAAACUAUUAAGAGAAUGUGUUGAUCAUCACGUUUGUAUUUUUUCAAUGGAAAAAAAAUUAAAUGAAAUUUUUGGUGUUUUGAUCUUUUCUCAAUUUUUUGUAUCAAUUUUAAAUUUAUGUACUUCUUGUUUUUAUUUAACAAAAUUGCAACCAAGUGAAAGAGAAUUUUUGUUGUCAUUAACAAUGUUGUGUUUUUAUAUCUUUCAAAUUUUUAUCUAUUGUCUAUUUGGAGAGGAAAUGACAAGAAAGAGUUUAUCUAUUACUAAUGAAAUAUAUCAAAUGGAUUGGAAUUCAUUAUCUGUACAAACUAAACAAAAAUUAAUAAUAAUAAUGAUGAGAGCUAGUCGUCCGAUUCAACUAAAUGGCGUUGUGGUUGUUGUUUUAUCUAUUGAAACAUUCUGUAAAAUUAUUAAAGCAUCUUAUUCAACUUUAAAUUUAUUAAGAAGUUCGAAUUGAACAAUAUUAAUUUUGUUUUCAUAAAAUGAAGAUAUGUAUAAAAGGACAACUAAAAUUAUUUUUGCAUUGUUGACUUUGUCUAUUACUAAUAAAAUAUAUCAAAAAAAUUGGCGUUUCAAUUAUUGUUCAUCUAUUACUUAUAAUAAAUAGGCAACAAAUAAAUGCCCUA